CCGACCCCCGGCCGAGGGGAUGAGGGGAGCAUGGGCGCCAAGGAGUCACGGAUCGGAUUCCUCAGCUACGAGGAGGCGCUGAGGAGAGUUACAGAUGUAGAGCUGAAGCGACUUAAAGAUGCCUUCAAGAGGACCUGUGGACUCUCAUAUUACAUGGGCCAGACCUGCUUCAUCAGGGAAGUACUUGGGGAUGGAGUACCUCCAAAGGUUGCUGAGGUGAUUUAUUGUUCUUUUGGUGGAACACCCAAAGGGCUACAUUUCAAUAACUUAAUAGUUGGACUAGUCCUCCUUACAAGAGGCAGAGAUGAAGAAAAAGCAAAAUACAUUUUUAGUCUUUUUUCAAGUGAAUCCGGGAGCUAUGUUGUACGGGAAGAAAUGGAAAGAAUGCUUCAUGUGGUGGAUGGUAAAGUCCCAGAUACACUCAAAAAGUGUUUCUCAGAGGGUGAAAAGGUAAACUAUGAAAAAUUUAGAAAUUGGCUUCUUAUAAACAAAGAUGCUUUUACCUUCUCUCGUUGGCUACUGUCUGGAGGUGUGUAUGUUACCCUAACUGAUGAUAGUGAUACUCCUACUUUCUACCAAACUCUGGCUGGUGUCACACAUUGUUUGUUUAAUGCCUUUGAUGAAAAUCGUGACAAUCACAUAGACUUUAAGGAGAUAUCCUGUGGGUUAUCAGCUUGCUGCAGGGGACCCCUGGCUGAAAGACAGAAAUUUUGUUUCAAGGUGUUUGAUGUUGACCGUGAUGGAGUUCUCUCCAGGGUUGAACUGAGAGACAUGGUGGUUGCACUUUUAGAGGUCUGGAAGGACAACCGCACUGAUGAUAUCCCCGAAUUACAUAAGGAUCUCUCUGACAUUGUGGAAGGCAUAUUGGAUGCACAUGACACUACAAAAAUAGGCCAUCUUACUCUAGAAGACUAUCAGAUCUGGAGUGUGAAAAAUGUUCUUGCCAAUGAAUUUUUGAAUCUUCUCUUCCAGGUAUGUCACAUAGUUCUUGGGUUAAGACCAGCUACUCCAGAAGAAGAAGGACAAAUUAUUAGAGGAUGGUUAGAACGAGAAAGCAGGUAUGGUCUGCAGCCAGGACACAAUUGGUUUAUCAUCUCCAUGCAGUGGUGGCAACAGUGGAAAGAAUAUGUCAAAUACGAUGCCAACCCUGUUGUAAUUGAGCCCUCAUCUGUUAUGAAUGGAGGAAAAUUUUCGUUUGGUGCAGCAGUACAUCCUAUAGAGCAGGGUGAUGAUAGAAUUGGAGGCAACCUCAGUUACAUGAAUACCUCAGAAGAAAAAUUUUCAGACAACAUUUCUACUGCAUCUGAAGCCUCAGAAUCUGCAGGCAGUGGCUUUUUGUAUUCUGCCACACCAGGGACAGAUAUAUGCUUUGCUCGACAACAUAACACUUCUGACAAUAACAACCAGUGUUUGCUAGGAGCCAAUGGGAAUAUUCUGUUACACCUUAAUCCUCAGAAACCAGGAGCUAUUGAUAACCAGCCACUAGUAACUCAAGAACCAGUAAAGGCCACAUCAUUAACAUUAGAAGGAGGACGAUUAAAACGAACUCCCCAGCUGAUCCAUGGAAGAGAUUAUGAAAUGGUUCCAGAACCUGUAUGGAGAGCACUUUAUCACUGGUAUGGAGCAAAUCUGGCCCUACCUAGACCAGUAAUUCGAAACAAAGACAUGAGUUGGCCUGAAGAGAUGUCCUUUAUAGCUAACAGUAGUAAAAUAGAUAGACACAAAGUUCCCACAGAAAAGGGAGCCACAGGUCUGAGUAAUCUGGGAAACACAUGCUUCAUGAAUUCAAGCAUCCAGUGUGUUAGUAACACACAGCCACUGACACAAUACUUUAUCUCAGGGAGACAUCUUUAUGAACUGAACAGGACAAAUCCCAUUGGUAUGAAGGGCCACAUGGCCAAAUGCUAUGGUGAUUUAGUACAGGAACUUUGGAGUGGAACUCAGAAGAACGUUGCCCCAUUAAAGCUUCGGUGGACCAUAGCAAAAUAUGCUCCCAGGUUUAAUGGAUUCCAGCAACAAGACUCCCAGGAACUCCUGGCUUUUCUCUUGGAUGGUCUUCAUGAAGAUCUCAACCGAGUACAUGAGAAGCCAUAUGUGGAACUGAAGGACAGUGAUGGCCGACCAGACUGGGAAGUAGCUGCAGAGGCCUGGGACAACCAUCUGAGGAGAAAUAGAUCAAUUGUUGUGGAUUUAUUCCAUGGGCAGCUAAGAUCCCAAGUCAGGUGCAAGACAUGUGGACAUAUAAGUGUCCGAUUUGACCCUUUCAAUUUUUUGUCUUUGCCACUACCAAUGGACAGUUAUAUGCACUUAGAAAUAACAGUAAUUAAAUUAGAUGGUACCACCCCCAUACGCUAUGGACUAAGACUAAAUAUGGAUGAAAAGUAUACAGGUUUGAAAAAACAACUGAGUGAUCUCUGUGGGCUUAAAUCAGAACAGAUCCUUCUUGCAGAAGUACAUGGUUCUAACAUAAAGAAUUUGCCUCAGGACAACCAAAAAGUUCGCCUCUCAGUGAGUGGAUUUUUGUGUGCAUUUGAAAUCCCCCUUCCUCCAUCUCCAGUUUCAGAAUCUAGUCCAGUACAAACAGAUUUCUCCUCUUCUCCAUCUACAAAUGGGAUGUUCAGCCUAACUACCAACGGGGACCUGUCUCGACCAAUAUUCAUCCCCAAUGGAAUGCCAAAUACUGUUGUGCCAUGUGGAACUGAGAAGAGUUUUACAAAUGGAAUGGUGAAUGGUCAUUUGCCAUAUCUUCCUGACAUCCCUGUUACAGGAUACAUUGUUGCAGUCCACCGAAAAAUGAUGAGGACAGAACUGUAUUUCCUGUCAUCUCAGAAGAACCGCCCCAGCCUCUUUGGAAUGCCACUGAUUGUUCCCUGUACUAUGAAUACCCGGAAGAAAGACCUAUAUGAUUCAGUUUGGAUUCAAGUAUCUCGAUUAGCCAGCCCACUCCCACCUCAGGAAGCUAGUAAUCAUGCUCAGGAUUGUGAUGACAGUAUGGGAUAUCAAUACCCAUUCACGCUACGAGUUGUGCAGAAAGACGGGAACUCCUGUGCUUGGUGCCCAUGGUAUAGAUUUUGCAGAGGUUGCAAAAUUGCUUGUGAUGAAGACAGAGCUUACAUUGGAAAUGCCUCUAUUGCUGUAGAUUGGGACCCCACAGCCCUUCAUCUCCGUUAUCAAACAUCGCAGGAAAGAGUUGUAGAUGAGCAUGAGAGUGUAGAGCAGAGUCGGCGAGCACAAGCUGAGCCCAUCAACCUAGACAACUGUCUCCGGGCUUUCACCAGUGAGGAGGAGCUAGGGGAAAAUGAGAUGUACUACUGUUCCAAGUGUAAAACCCAUUGCUUGGCAACCAAGAAGCUGGAUCUCUGGAGGCUUCCCCCCAUCCUGAUUAUUCACCUGAAAAGAUUUCAGUUUGUUAAUGGCCGGUGGAUAAAAUCACAGAAAAUUGUUAAAUUUCCUCGUGAAAGUUUUGAUCCUAGUGCUUUUUUGGUACCAAGAGACCCAGCUAUCUGCCAGCAUAAAGCACUCACACCCCAGGGGGAUGACCUCUCUGAAUCAAGGGUUCCAGAAGAAGUAAAGAAAGUGGAUGCCCAGAGCUCAGCAGGUGAAGAAGAUGUGCUCCUGAGCACAAGUCCUUCCUCACUCAGUGCAAACAUCACUAGUAGCCCAAAAGGUUCUCCUUCUUCAUCAAGGAAAGGUGGAACUAGCUGUCCCUCCAGCAAAAACAGCAGCCCAAACAGUAGCCCACGGACUUUGGGGAGGAGCAAAGGGAGGCUCCGGCUGCCUCAGAUAGGUAGCAAAAAUAAGUUGUCAAGUAGUAAGGAGAACUUGGAUGCCAGCAGAGAGAAUGGGGCUGGGCAGAUCUGUGAGCUGACUGAGACCUUGAGCAGAGGGCAUAUGCUGGGAGGCAGCCAGCUGGAGCUGGUCACCCCUCAGGACCAUGAAGUCACUUUGGCCAAUGGAUUUCUUUAUGAGCAUGAGGCAUGUGGCAAUGGCUACAGCAAUGGUCAACUUGGAAACCACAGUGAAGAGGACAGCACUGAUGACCAAAGAGAAGAUAGUCAUAUGAAACCUAUUUAUAAUCUAUAUGCAAUUUCAUGCCAUUCAGGAAUCCUGGGUGGGGGCCAUUACGUGACUUACGCCAAAAACCCAAACUGCAAGUGGUACUGUUACAAUGACAGCAGCUGUAAGGAACUUCACCCUGAUGAAAUUGACACUGACUCUGCCUACAUUCUUUUCUAUGAGCAGCGGGGGAUAGACUAUGCACAAUUUCUGCCAAAGAUUGAUGGCAAAAAGAUGGCAGACACGAGCAGCAUGGACGAAGACUUUGAGUCUGAUUACAAAAAGUACUGUGUGUUACAGUGAAGGCUACUGCUGCGCUGCUAGAUGGGCUGGUGGUGUGGGAGAGAUGACUCCUUGUAGCUGACAUUUGGCAAAAGCAUCACUGAAAGGCAGGCUAAAUGUAGUUAUUUUAUUCUGUGACCCUGAAGCACAAAAGAGAAAUCCUAAUUAAAAUAGCAGUGAAGCUUAAGAAGAAUAACCAUUUUCUUUUGAAGUCUCUCUGGUUGAAAACCUUUAGGCAGAUUCUACCAUUAGCCUCUAAACAAAAGGGUUUGGCACCAACCACCUGGGACCAAAUAAGAAUUCAAUUGUGCUUGUCCAGAUAUGAACAGACUUGUAGUGAGGAUAGAGUUUACCAAUAAUCAUAACAAAAUACUAAGGAUUUCCUUAGAGUCAAGGUAAAAAAAAAAAUUUUUUUUAAUUGUAGUGUUGUCUAGGACGACAUGAUAUGCUACCUCCUUUUCCCUGAAGUUAUAUUGACAAAAUAAGAAAGCAAGAUCUUGAAAGGUAUGCAAAUGACUCUCAUGCCAUGAACACAGAGUUUUCAUCUUUUAAACCCAUUUCCCCACUCUUCCUAAGUCUUUCUUGCUUUCUGUUACUGUGUUUGUGUUUGAGACACAACCAGUCAUUGGUGGCAGAGACAUAUUAGUGGUCAAUCUGAGAGGGAUAAUCUCUUAAAAAGCUAUGUCCUUUGGGCCAGGGUCUUAGUUGGAAGAUCCAGGAGAAAGAAAAAGCAUCUGUGAAAGCCAGUUAAAAUGGCUGCGCUGAUAAAGGCAUCCCUUCUUGUAGGAUACUCCAAGUGUCCUCAAAACUUUCUCCCCCACACACUGUGAGUGUGGCAGGGUGGUUGCCAGUGUUUGCACCAUCUUCCCAUGCACGUGUUGCACAGAGGUUCUAGGAGAGUAUGUGGCGUCAGAGUUAGAUGGUGUUUCACAUUAGUGGUGGUUUUUCUCCCUGUUUCUUGUUUUGCACUUUAAAAAAGAAAAUACAUGCAAACAGACUUACAUUUUGAUGGCUCUAAGGGCUAUAAACUAACUUGAUUGGGGGUAUUUUCCCCAUCUUAUAAAAAUUUAAAAACAAAACACAUCCCAAACCUUGAUAGUUAGUGUAGUUUUAAUGAAAUUGGUGAGUUUAGAAAGUAAACUGUUUGGUUUGCACAUCCAUUUAUUUUUUUAUUUAGGUUUUUUGUUUUGUUUGUUCUUGAUUUGUUGUUUUUUUUUUUGCACUAGUUAUCAAAAGUUGUAUCUUUGCUUAUAUCAUUUUUCUUCUGAUUAUUCAAGACUGGAACAAAAAUGAAUGUUAUUUAUUUUCAAGCAGCAUUUUUUUCCUGUGUUGUGUUUUAAUAUCUAUUCAAAGGAAAUGUUUCUCCUUAUUUUUUGUUCUUCUUUUUAAAAAAUUUUAUUUGGACCCUAGAAGUUAAUUCUCACAGUCAGCUCCUUUGAACCUUCCUUCCUCAUGGGUAGUAAAUGCCAGUGUAAUUAAGCAUUCGUGUUGUGAUAUCUGAGGCCAGUAACUACUAGUUCUUCCCAGAGCAUUUAGAAAGGUUGCCUUUAGUGGCUUCCUAAGUUGGAACUUUUUUCAGAAGAAUAUAAUUGCAAGUAGGAAGGAAUGGCCAAAUGAUUUAAUGUAAUGAAGUCAAAAUGCAUACAUUGUAGUCUCAAGAUUUUCAGUGUAUCCAAUCUGUCCAUUUCUACCUAGACAAGUCCCAUGAAAAAAGUAGAUUUUAAAUAAUUUCCUUACAGAUGUUUUAUUUAAACAGGUAGCACAAUCUACUAAUGUUGUUUGAUCUGUGUUUGUUAUAUUGGUUGUAAUUAAUUUUUUAAAUUCAUGAACUAGCAGAAAAUUUAUUAAAUUAACUAUUAACUUACAUUCACCUUGUAAAUUUCUGUAUAAAACUUGUUGACAAUGCACUGACUUUAGAAAGACGUUAAUGUACAUAAAUAGAGUGUAAAUAAAAUAGUGUUGUACUGAAAUAUGAACUGUAUAAAACGUAUUGGUAAUUAUAUAUGGAGUGUAUCUGUUUAUCUGUAACUAUUACCCAAACAAAUUAAAUACUGUGGAUGCCCAUGUGUUGUUUUCCUCAUACAAGUAAACAAAAAAAUCGACUUCUCAGCCUUU
Messenger RNA from Dipodomys ordii (Ord's kangaroo rat), 6453 nucleotides. It is a transcript of the gene Usp32, whose product is annotated as ubiquitin specific peptidase 32. The transcript has 30 exons. Gene Ontology annotation, molecular function: calcium ion binding; cysteine-type deubiquitinase activity. Gene Ontology annotation, cellular component: Golgi apparatus. Bases 31 to 4359 code for a protein of 1442 amino acids. NCBI's taxonomy places the organism in Eukaryota, Metazoa, Chordata, Mammalia, Rodentia, Heteromyidae. The record is from RefSeq and is a predicted model, not a curated record. Gene Ontology annotation, biological process: protein deubiquitination.